CUUUUACUGCUGCAAUUUCACAAUAUUUCACAAUAUUUCACAAUAUUUAGUAAACUUGGUUAAAGAAAUGUCACAUGUUCUGAAUUUAGCUCCAUUUAAUGGUGUUUAAUUUAGUAAAUUAAAAAAGCUCGAUGCGCAUACAGACACUGCUCACAUGUUUUCACCUGUAAGACAUGAAUGGACUGUAUUCAUAUGGUCAGGUAUUUGUACAAAUAAGCAAAACACAAUCUUAGCACAAUGGCAGCCCAACAAAAUAACUUUUUGCACUUGCUUUUAGUCUAACAUGUCAGGGUAACAAUAUUGUAGUUAUUUUUAAUUCGUUUGUGUUCAGCAAAUCAGUCGAACAAAAGCGUCACCAUCUGCUCUCUGUAGCUGUGACUGAACAUUUUGACAAGAUCGGAGAAAGACAGCUGUGCAGUGCUGUGUAGUGGCUGCAGCCAAGCCCUUCUCCGGUAGUCCUGUCAGCUGCUAGGACUUACGAAUUUUAGGACUGAUUAAAUACUGUUGGAGGAAACCUCCGGCGUCUGGAAAAAGCGAGGAUAUUUUUGUUUGUUUAUUUUACUUUGACAACAUAUAUUUUGUUCUGAAGAGAUGGGGUUGUUAAUUGAAGUCAGACUCCUGUAAAGUGAUCUGUAUAGUUUUGUCCGUGGCGCGUAUCCGUGGCGAUGGGAGACAGCAUGUCGAAGCGGCUGAAGUUGGUGACAGGACCUGAAUCGGAGAUGGAGGAGCGGUGUUUUUUGAAUCCUCAUCCAGACUGGGACCAGGGCGCUUUCACAUCCGGCACUGCUGGUUCCGAAAGCGACUGUGAGCUCUUUGAUUCCAAUGGAAAAAUCAGUGAUGGCUUCAGGAAUAAGGUUAACAAGAAGAUCGAUGACCUGCUACAGCAAAUGGAGGAGGGCCUGAAGACGGCCGACCCACACGACUUUUCUGCUUACACAGGAUGGACAGGCAUAGCCCUGCUGUACCUGCAGCUUUACCAGGUGAACAACGAGCUGACCCAUUUGCAGAGAGCCCUUGACUAUGUGAAGAGGACCAUGCGCAACCUGAAUGGCAGGAGGGUCACCUUCCUGUGCGGCGAUGCGGGUCCGCUGGCUGUGGGGGCUGUGGUCCACCAUAAACAGAAGAAUGCUGCUGAGGAAAAAGAAUGCAUUACAAAGCUACUACAACUGCACAGAACAGUGGUGAGCUCUGACUCCGAUCUCCCCGAUGAGCUGCUUUAUGGCCGAGCUGGUUACCUUUACGCACUGCUUUAUGUGAACAAAGGGAUCGGGCCUGAAACCAUACCUGAGUCCAACAUCAAAGAGGUUGUUGAUGCCAUCCUUGAAUCGGGAAAGAAGCUGUCCAAAGAAGAACGAAAAGCAGAAAGGUGUCCCCUUUUGUAUGAGUGGCAUCGUAAGCAGUAUGUGGGAGCAGCCCAUGGCCUGGCAGGGAUCUACUGCAUGCUCAUGCAGCCAAGUGCAAAGGUGAAUCAAGAUGUCCUGACAGAGCUGGUUAAACCUAGUAUUGACUAUGUACGCCACAAAAAGUUCAGAUCUGGAAACUACCCGUCAUCCCUCAGCAACGAGAUGGACCGAUUAGUACACUGGUGUCACGGGGCUCCUGGAGUGAUACACAUGCUUAUACAAGCUUACAAGGUGUUUAAAGAGGAGAAAUACCUGAAGGAUGCAGUGGAAUGCAGUGAGGUGAUCUGGCAGAGGGGAUUGCUGAGAAAAGGCUAUGGAAUCUGUCACGGGACAGCAGGAAACGGCUACGCCUUCCUGUCGAUGUACAGCCUAACUCAGGAGAAGAAGUACCUGUACAGAGCCUGCAAGUUUGCGGAGUGGUGUUUAGAUUAUGGGACCCAUGGGUGCCGUAUUCCAGAUAGACCAUAUUCUCUUUUUGAAGAAAUAUGAAAAAUAUGAAUGCAGCUGGGCUUAGCAGUCCUGACACAGUACUGGCUGAGUUGCUGCAUGAGCACACUGCACAACCCGCCAUCUGCUGUUCUCUUGGAACAACAAGAUCUGCUUUUCAUCGUCGCCUCUGAGGAGAUCCAGAGUUACCCACCCCCACCCCCUGUGCACCUGGAUUUUCUUUUCUUACACUCAUCCAGCUACAGCUCUGGCUGUUACCCAAUCUAUGGGGACUUUGUAUAGCAUCCAUGGUGCAGGGAAGCACUGCUUAAUAACCUACGUGUCGGGUGUCAGAGGUUAUCCUUAAGCGGGCUUACUUACGAAGCUGGCGCGUUCGCUGCAUGGCUGGGUAACUAUAACACUAUUUUUGCAGCUUACCAAAACUAUUUGCUAUUCAGAUCCCUCUCUCAGAACCACAGACCCACACCGCAACAGCUAGAUGAGCUCCAUCUUGUUAAUACAAACCUGCUCUGUAUCUCUAAGCUGAAUGGACAGGCUGUGGGCAGGAAUCUUGCAGCGCUGGUAGCUGCAAGACGACAGCUAUGGCUUUCCCAAUGUAGAUGAGAUGCUACAACGCAGUCAGUUUCCCAAGUGGCAACCCCCAGUGCACAAACCAGUGACAAGCUGGCGACCAAGGCCCCAGCAAUCUCAUAGAUUGGCACAGCUGGCUGCUACGGCCAAAACGGGUUUUCAUAGCUGCGCAACGGGGGAACUUUAACAAGUUUCGCCAUCAGGCGCACAGGAAAAAGCCUCAGGCUAAGCCGAAAGCCAAGCACCAGCCCUAGCAAUUUGCUGCCACAAGCCUAGGGGCCCUUUUAAGGGAGUCGUCUGGAGUAUUGGUGUCAAUGCACCACAGAUAACUGGGUGCACACUACUGUAGAGACUGGCUAUUCUCAACAAUUCAAACAUGGUCCCCCUUCCUUACAGGGCGUGACUGCUAUGUUAGUCAUGGACCCACGAGACACCAUGGUGUUGUCCCAUGAGGUGAUAGCUCUGCUACAAAAGCGGGCUAUUUGCACGGUACACCCUCUUCACCUGGAAAAGGGGUUCUGAUCCAGGUACUUCCUGGUGCCCAAGCAGGAUGGUGGCGUCAGACCAAUCCUUGACCUCAGACAUGUCAACCUGUAUCUGAAUCGACGGAGGUUCAAGAUGUUGACCAUGCAACCACUGUUACAGUCAAUAAGGCCAGGUGACUGAUUCACCACGGUAGAUUGGAAAGACACUUAUUUUCAUAGCCCUAUAAGACCAGGGCACAGGAGAUAUCUGCAGUUCACAUUACAUGGGACACCAUACAAAUUUCUGGUACUGCCAUUUGGCCUCUUUCUAGCUUCCCGUGCCUUUUCAAAGUGCAUGGAGGCUAUUCUUGCCCCAUUGAGACUCAGAGGCAUCAGAAUACUCAAUUACCUGGCUCAUUUGUGCUCAGUCUCCAGUGCAGGCAGAGACCCACACGGAACUUGUCAGUGACCACCUUCAUUGGUUGGGCAUGUUGGUGAAUCGUGCAAAGUGCCAGCUCACACCCUCGCAGACAGCCUCCCAUUUGGGAGUCCAUCUGGACUCCAAGUCCAUGCUGUCAACUAUGUCAGACGAAGGUGCAGAGAAUAAUCGCUUGUCUGAAGCUUUUUCAGCUCAACAGAAAGCUCACAGUAGUGAUGUUCCAGAGACUUCUGGGCUUGAUGGCAGCAGCUUCCCAGACCCUUCCUUUUGCAUAUGCGCCCUCUCCAAGUCUGGUUCAAUAGCAGAGUUUUUCAGCCCGAAUUAAACCGUUGCUGCCUGCUGACAGUGUUUUGGAGCUGCAGGCAGUGUUUCUGGCCUUGCAGGAUUUUUUUACAGGAUGUCCAAGGGAGACACAUGCUUGUCUGUAUGGGCAACACUACUGCGGUGGCUUAUAUAAACCACUAGGGGGGCCUCAGGUCUCCCAGUCUCCAUUGAUUAGCCCGCGAGCUGUUACUUUGGGCUUAUGAUCACCUCCUCUCACUUCAAGCAGUACAUUUGCCUGGGGUGAAAAACUGGGCGGCGGCCACCUCUCAAGGGGGGUCCCCAGUGCCUCAGAAUGGAGGCUUUAUCCAGUGGUGGUGAGCCUCAUUUAGCAAUAAUAAAGAGAGCACAGAUAGACUUCUUUGCUCCCAGGAAUAGACCAAUUGUCCCCUUUGGUUCUCCACUGGGGAGGCAUUGUGACAUCCCAAACCAUCGAGCCAGUGGCUCUGGGUCUGUCCUCUAAACGUCAACAUUUGAGCCAUCUGGGGUUAUCUAAUAGAGUCAUUGACACCCUGCAGAAUACCAGAGCAGCAUCCACGAAAUCCCACAAGUGGGUACAAGUGGAGCAUUUUUCAGACGUAGAGCCUGUGUAAGGGUUUUGACUCCACAACCUGUCCCAUGGCAGUUAUACCGCAAUUUUUACAGGACCUAUUUGAU
Polyodon spathula (Mississippi paddlefish) is the source of this 4301-nucleotide messenger RNA. Its product is annotated as lanC-like protein 2. The record is from RefSeq and is a predicted model, not a curated record. The transcript is spliced from 10 exons. NCBI's taxonomy places the organism in Eukaryota, Metazoa, Chordata, Actinopteri, Acipenseriformes, Polyodontidae. Gene Ontology annotation, biological process: peptide modification; carbohydrate metabolic process. Bases 666 to 1892 code for a protein of 408 amino acids. Gene Ontology annotation, cellular component: plasma membrane.